This is a messenger RNA of Callorhinus ursinus (northern fur seal), 4005 nucleotides long. The record is from RefSeq and is a predicted model, not a curated record. NCBI's taxonomy places the organism in Eukaryota, Metazoa, Chordata, Mammalia, Carnivora, Otariidae.
AGCCCGACUGCCGACCGAGGGCCCAGGGCAUUGUGGGAGUCAUGAUUCCAAGAGGCCCGCGAUUUAAAAUUGAACUUGUCAGUUCCCGGUCACGGGAGCAUUGUGAGCGCCACAACUCAUUCAGCUGCAGUGAAAAGACUGUUGCAUGUCGCUGUGCAGCCUCUUAUCGCCGAGGUCUGGUUUCCGCUGCUGCUGCGCGGCCCCUCCCCCGCCAGCCCAGCCCCACCAGGAAGCCCGGGGCGGACUCGUCGAGCUCCCGGACGCACGCGGCGGCGAAAAAACGCUCUCCAACUUUCGGCCGCCCUCCCGCCCUCGCCCGGGCGGCACUGGCGCCCCUCAACCGAACAAAGUCCGCAAGGGGUGGUCGUUGCCGCUCGCGGGUCGGCCCCGGGAGCACAAGGAAGCCGGAGCCGGCGCUGGCGAGGUGCAUCCCCGCAGCCAACCGGUGGUAUCUUCCAUCUUACACGUUCAACAUUAUAACAGCCGAGCUAUAGUGCGAAUGGGACGCACCCCUACUACUUUCCGCUCCUUCGGACCAGCCGGGCGGACACAUAGGUCCUUUUUUUUUUAAAGAGGCCGGCGGAUGGGGCUUUUUGUAAGGAAGCCGGCAAGGUUAGGUUGAAGGUGAGAAUCAGAUCGGCAGAAAACGGUAAGGAUCUGAUGGGGCUGCCGCCUUAAAAUGCACCACACCGUUUUUGAACCUGGAUGGCUCACAGGCGGGAAAAACAUCUGCAAGACUGCCAGUGUGUCUCUUCCUCAAGUAACAGGGUGUCCACAGUUUUGCAGUUCCUUAGUAAAACUGAUUGUCACACAAGCACAAACACUCCCACUGCAGCUUCCAGUCUAGCUUGUAAAUAAUACUUGGAAUGUAAAAUCCCCUUUCUUCCCAACUCUGUAUUACACGAUUUAUAGGAGGCAGAGACCCUUCUCUGAAAAUAAAAUACCAUUUUCUGAAAUACUGGAAUAUUCCAAGGCAACUAGGUCAUAUUAUUGUUGGAGCAAAACACACCACAGCCCCAAAUCAUAAUUCAUUGGGUGUUAUAAGAUGCAACUUGGCUUCACUUUGAAUGGAAAGAAUUCUAGACUAACGUGAUGUGAUAAUGUUUUGGAGAUUUGGGGGCAGAAUUUCCUUUGAAUUUAAGGAAUUUUGAUAACUUGUUCAAUAAUGAUUCUAAUUUAAAACAUUGGUUCUAUGUUUUGGACACAAUUUGUAAUGAAAUGGUGGAUAUGGUGCCAUGUUCCUCCUACAACUUUGUUGUGUUAAAGAGGGUGGGGCUGGCUUAAGGAGGAAAAGGGAAAACAUCGUGAAAGGUGCUAAAGUUCAGGAGUAAGAGUCAUUAAUAACAGACUUGAGUUCUGACCCUUGGCUAGAUCCACAAAACAGUUAAUAUUGUGCACUGCUCCCUUCCAUAACAAAUAAAUUAAUUAAUGGCCCUACUUCUCAGUGUUAAUCAUUGAAAAGUACCCAAGUGCACACACAGUGGAAGCAAACUAAAAAGGACACUGACACUUUCUCAGAGAACAGGAAUGGGCGUUCUCUAUCUGCCAAUUAGUAGCUAUGAGGAAUUCCUUUUUCUUAAUUCAGCAUUCAUUUCAACAACUACAUCGAAUGCCUGCUCUGCCAGGGAUACAAGAAUGGGUAACACAGCCCCUACCCUAGAGGAUAAUAUCCUGGGAGGGAAAAGACAAAUAAACCAAUUAACUCUGCCUCAGGGAUAAAUGCUAAAAUGGUGCUGGCAAGCCAAAGGGGGCCUGAGGAGAGUUAGGGAAAGCUUCCUGGAGGAGUUAUUUUCAACAGGUGCCUUGAAAAGUGUAUAGCAAUUAACAAGAUGGAAAGGGAGUUGAGUCUGGUCAAGUGGGAGAAAAGAGCAUGGCAAAUACAACAGACCAGCCAACUUUCCUGUUAGAAGUGAGGGAAGGAUAAGUAUAGGGGAGUGGCAGGAGAUGAGCUAAAAGUAGAUCUGUUUUAAUCCAAGGAGCCUCAGCUUUAGUCUGAAAACCAUGAUGAACUGGAAGAGUUUACACAGCAAGGGAAUAGGUAGAGUUUGGACUUGUAUUUCAGAAAGAUCCUGUGGCAGCAGCUUGAGGGUGAAUGGGAGUGUGGGCUGGUGGCCCAUAGAAGAAGGGUGAAUGGGUGUGGACAGACUGGAAAAAUGACUCAUGCAGGGAAUGAGGAAGGGAGGAACCUUGGGAAGCUCCCAAAUCCCUGGCUUAGCCUACUGGAUUGUUUGCUACUUGCCUUUUAAUGUCUUCAAUUUGCCUUUCAUUCUCCAUGACAACGGACCCUGACUUCUGAGCUGGGCCACCUCUGCGUCUGCUAGCAGGUUGGCGCCCUAGCCGGCUUCCACGCACCUCUCAGAAUGUCCAAUGAACCGCUAAGGCCUAAUCCCCGUUGUAGGAAUUUAUUUUCAAUUGUUCUCAGACCCUUGUAGACUUCCAAGUUAGAACUUUGGUGUUCUUUUUUCUUGUGGGUUAGAAAGUUUGCUGUUUGGUGCAACGUGGCGGAAAGCAGGACUUUGAACCUGGGUAUGGUGCAAGAGGGGAAAUUAUUUUUCCACUUCAGCACUGGAGGAGGGGGGAAGUUCUGGGAACAAAAGAGAAAUUGAAACUGAGACAGAUUUUCUGCUCCACCGAACAGAUGACAAAGAAAUACAAGAAAGACCCUUGAAUGUUGGAAACAGUAAAAUAAACAUCCUCGUAAAUGACAAAGAAGAGGAAAAAAAUGUUAUUUUACAUUAGAUAAAAGAAAAAGGGAUGGUUAAGAAAAACUCCUAUAAAAUAAUGGUCAAUCUAGGAUUCAAAAAUGAAUCAAAAUAAAUUGUGAUAUAAAACUAGUUUGCCACGAAUUUAGCUUAAUUUAUUAAUGAUAAUACUAUAACAUGAGUAAUGACAUUGAAAAUUUUGAAGCACUGUAACAAACACCAGAUCAUAUGUUAAAAAUAUUAAAUCAUGUUGCCAGCUUUCAGCUACCAGUAGCAUUCUGACUGCAUUUUAAAUUAUGGAAAUUAUUAAAAAAUCAUUAGUAAUAAAAAGUAAAUAGUUUCCCAUUUAGAAUACCACUGAUACUCCCUCAGUGCCAGGAAACCAUGAGUAGUAUGGUUUCUUUUGCUUCUCUGAAGUGUACUUACAGUUCACGGACUCAUGAGUGAGUAGAUCCAUAAGUACAAAAAGAAGGUCAUUUGUGGGUGGAGAGGGAAAUUAGAGAAAACAAUUUCAGAUGAAAUAAAACUACAUUUUCAGAUAAAGGAAAGAAUGUUCACUGCAGUUUUCCUGAAAUAUUUCAGACCAUUCAAGUUUUAAUUGUACCAACGAAUCCCAAUAGAAAUGCAGUUAAGGAGUAUGGUUUUUAGAGAUAAUAUCAACUAGCUGGUUUACCAAUAAUACAGAUAAAGGAAAUGGUAGCAUUUAUCUUUUUCACUCAACUGGGAGUCUUUAAGGCACCUGUGUAAGUGUGUGAGUGUGUGUAUGAAUUGUAUCUUCUUUGUCCUACAAACCACAUUUAGAGCUCAAUAAGUUCUCACUGCCUCCCAAAUGUAAUUUGGCUUUCCUGGCAAAACAAACAAACAAACAAACAAACAAAAAACUCAAUGAAAAUAUCCCAAGAAGGUAUGCUUUUUAAAAGUCAAAAUAUGAAAAGGUCUUGAAUCACUGAUCUAGGAAUGUUGUUUUUAUUAUACCAGGAUAAAAAUAAUCCAUUGCAAGAAAGUGCCAAAACAGACCCAGAUGUAGAUCUUUUGCUUUCUAGUCCAUGUUUAAAUACAUAUGGUGGAGAGAAGAAGUUUCUGGAAGGCAGGGAAUAGUAGGAAACGUUUUUGUAUGGAGAAUCCAUUUUAAGCAAAUAAAUUAAAUGUGUCUCUAUUAACUUUCACAGUGGAGGAGGGAGGCACUCUUCUAUAGCCUGGAUUCAAACUUGUUUAGGUAUCUGAAUAAAUAUACCAAUAGAGUCAGAUGAUUUUAGUUUACCUUCAAAGACCUUAUAUAUUUCACACACCAAGUUUUUAAAAU